GCUAUUCAACAGUACUUGUACUACCGCAAAGAGGCUGGACUAGUCCACAGGCAAAAACUUCGUGUGCCAUAAUAAUAAUUUUAAAGGGCGGGUGAAUAGUGGUUAGAGAAAACCAGAGCCGGUAGCAGGUAUUUUCUCACUUCACGCUGUGUGUCAAUUGUUGAUAAGGGAUAUUUACUUACCGGUAAAUUUUGUGUAAAAAAAAAAUGGAGGUACAUACGGUGUUGCUGGACUUCACAGUAUCAAGUAACGUCAUCAGUGAUGUGGAGAAACGAUCUAACUUGAAAACUACAAUUUCUAAUGUCCUGGGGGAGCAUAUAGGCAGUUUAAAGCCAUUGACUGAAAUGAAUAUAGAUGAAGGUCUUCUUUUGUUGUACACUGGCGUGAGAGGAACUCUUAUUACUGUACGAGCCUACCCUAAAGGUUUGGUAACAGUAAACAUUGAGUAUUACAAAGGGGACAACGAAGAGGCUCUGCUCAAUUUUGAGACAGCGAGAGACCUGGAGACAGCGUUGCUGGUGGCGGCUGCUGCCACCCGGUCCCACACGCUUGUCCCCAUUAAACGUGGCGGCCAUUAUGAGCGAUUCUAUCCAACCUCCGAUGGAAGACUGCUUGAAUAUGACAUUGACAAACUAGUCUUUGAGGCACGGUCACCGUAUCAGAAAGUACAGAUUGUUCACUCCAAGUCACUUGGAAACAUGCUGGUUCUCGACGAAUUACAAAAUAUGUCAGAAGCAGACAUGAUUUACACAAACACCUUGAUGCAGUGUGACAAAGAAAACUACACAGGGAAAGAAAUUGUUAUUCUUGGAGGUGGUGAUGGAGGAUUACUUUGGGAACUAUUAAAACAAAAUCCACAAUUUGUAACAAUGCUCGAGCUUGAUGAAGUUGUCAUGAAAGCAUGUAGUCAGCACAUGAGAAGUAUAUGUGGUGACUGUCUGGACAAAAUGAAAGGUGACAACUAUGAGAUCAUAGUAGGUGACUGUGUAAAGACUCUAAAACACAUGAUUGAAGAAGGACGUCAAUUUGAUUACGUAUUUGGCGAUUUGACCGACAUACCUAUAAGUCCAACACCUGACGGAGAUGCGUGGAACUUUAUUAGGUUGAUAUUAAAUUCGUCUUUCAAAGUAUUAAAACCGACUGGCAAAUUCAUGACUCAUGGAAACGGAGCAUCGUGCCCAGAUUCGUUGAAAAUGUUUGAAGAAGUUUUAUCCGAGUUGCCUGGUCCUGUUACUAUUACAAAGGCUCAAGCCUACAUUCCGUCAUUCUACGAAGAUUGGAUCUUUUAUCAAGUUUCAUUGAAAUGAUGGAUCAAACAUGGUAGACCCAGCAUACUCACAAAUCUAAAGAAACUCCCUCACCAGCUCAUACCUUUAUGACCCAAAUUUUCAUUUAGUUUCAAGUUAGAGUUUAGCAAUUCAGUUCCUAUUGAAGCGUUUUUUUUUAUUUGAAACUUUAACCAAAUUCGAAAAUGGUGAAGCAAUAUUGAGGUCGUAAACCACGGAUAAGCUUGACUAAUUCGCCGUGUGAUUGGUAAAGCCUUGGUAAAUUUCUGGGUAUAAUAUUACACAAUCCGUUGUUGCUACUGUACUUUUAACCUGCAUCCUUUAAACCUUUAUCUCUCAUGAAGGUUGAAAUUCGCUAAUUCUUAUAAGAAUGUUCCCGUGAACUAUAAAAAUUGUGUCAUCAGCUAAUUUCUCGCUAUCAGCCUUACAAAAUAGAAACAAAUAACAAGUCAUGAACUAAAAAUAUAAUUUGAUAUGAGCUAAAUUUGUUUGGUAGUGCAAACUGAAACUGUUAUCUCCUGAUGAGACUCUCAAUGUUGACGCGAUUUACACCGAUGUUAUCUUAUUACUAAUAAAAUUGAGUUGCAUACGUGCAAAAUUGGCUCCGAAAAUAUUUUGCAUAUUCUGUUACUGAGCGUAUAUGAUUCAUACGUCAACUAUUACCAUUAAAAAAAAUGUCUUCUGACAUCUACCUACUUGACGUUUACAAACACGAUAAAUUUGAUAUUGAUUUAAAAACUACUUCAUGAUAUUCAUAGCUAUGCUACAUAUUACCCAGAUAUAUGAUACGUAACACAGUUCGAUGUGUUGCUGCUUUUAUCAGAGACUUCUUUAUUUAAAUAGAGUAUAAUGUAUCAACAACUGUUCCUAGUGUAAUAUUAAAUGCAAACUUAUUUGUUUCGGAAAUGUCAAGAAUGAGUAAAGUAGUCAUUGUUCAUAAUCUAAACUUUAGGGACCGCUGUAAUAUAUAGUAUAAGUAUAAUAAAAAUUUCAAUUUGCGGCAUGUAAGUCAUCAUUGUUUCUUUUAUGGCUAAAUACAAAAUCUUGUUUCAUAAUCAACAUUUAAUUAUCUCAAGAAAUAUUCAAUGCCAAUCUAAUUUUCCAUUUCAUAUUAUAUAGACUAUUAU
Molecule: messenger RNA, 2413 nt
Organism: Diprion similis
Lineage: Eukaryota; Metazoa; Arthropoda; Insecta; Hymenoptera; Diprionidae
Gene: Sms
Product: spermine synthase
Exons: 8
Coding region: 207-1307 (366 amino acids)
Biological process (GO): spermine biosynthetic process
Molecular function (GO): spermine synthase activity
Source: RefSeq, a predicted model, not a curated record